Molecule: messenger RNA, 465 nt
Organism: Pleurotus ostreatus (oyster mushroom)
Lineage: Eukaryota; Fungi; Basidiomycota; Agaricomycetes; Agaricales; Pleurotaceae
Exons: 4
Coding region: 1-465 (154 amino acids)
Source: RefSeq, a predicted model, not a curated record
AUGCGCUUCCUAACAAACCUCGCCGUCCUAUGCGCCAUUCUCAAAUCCACUAUCGCGGUUGAGCCGGGCCACAAUGCCCUGGGAAUUGGCUUGUCCGACAGCUUGGAAGCCGCAAUUCACAAAGACUACGGCCCCGUCAUCUUUGACGGCCUUGCAAAAACAGACUGCAAUGCUGGCGAAUGCUUGCUUAUGCCUGUCCGGACCACGACAUGCAUCAUAAUGACAAUCGAGCUAAAAAGCCCCCCUGAAGACGUGUUUUGCUGUGCUCCGGCUUGUAAGAUUUGCCCAUGCCUCGAUUGCUACCCCACAGAUGUCAUUGCUUACUUCCAAAAAUGGCGCCUCUGCGAAGAUCAAGAGAAGGCGAAACUCUUCAGCAAAGUCUAUUUGGGAAUUGCGAACGACAAGGAGAAGAGCCGGGCUGAGGAACUGGGGCACACCCCUAACUUCAUCGGUGUUAAGACCUAG